Vicugna pacos (alpaca) is the source of this 2833-nucleotide messenger RNA. The record is from RefSeq and is a predicted model, not a curated record. Lineage: Eukaryota; Metazoa; Chordata; Mammalia; Artiodactyla; Camelidae.
GCAAAUGACCCCUAACCCCUGACAGCUGCUCCUUCGGCCUCCUACCCUAAGCCCCGUCUUCCCUCACCGAGCUUGACUGAGACUUAGGGCAGCCUGAUCCCUCUGGUUCUUGCCUUCACAGCCCCAGCAGGGCCCCGGGUGUCACGGGGGCAAGGAGUGGGUCCAGCCUAUGAUAAGAGUAGGGGACAGGUUGCCCUCUACUUGCGAGUCUUUCUCCACUGAAAGCAGGGCCAGGCCUGUCCAUUCUCCUUGCUGGAUCCCCUGGACUUGCCCCCACUCCCCCAGGAUCAGACCUGGGGGCAGCUGGUUGGGGUUUGUCCAGAAGAAGGAUUAUCCAGAUCAGUCCCUUCUAAUCUCAGCUCCUGCCUGCACCCUCCCCAUAUUCGCUGUAACCCGCUUCCCCCACUACCCUGAGCUAAGGAACACAACUUGGGGUGUUGACAAUGGGCCAUCUCUCACCCUCAUUCUCUGCCUCCUGGACUGGUUGCUAGGUAGGCCCUGAGGGCCAAGAUCAUUGCCAUGGGUGGGGGCCAGGGCCUGGGGGGCCCCUGGAACUGUGCUUGCUGCUGCUCCUUUGCACCCCUCCCAACCCUGACCCUUAAUCCUCACAGCUUUGCUCUAAUCCCAUGGGGCCUGAUGCUCUGCUCUCUGCCUCGAGAGAGACCGGCUGGGGGAGCACACCCCCCCCCCCGCCGCCAGGGCUCGCUACGGGGGGCUGCUCCUCUGUAUCACCCCGCACUCCUGCUCCCACCCUCCCCCGGGCUGGGCCCAAGUCUCUCUGGAAGCCACACAUCUCCCUCCCUGUCCUCUCCCCCCACCCCUGCCAGCUGAUUUCAUUUGCCUGACGUUAGCCCUACCCUUCCCUGUCAGUGCCCCCCCGCACCCCCCAGCCGGGGCCAGGCCAGGCCAGCUCCUCUGGCAGUAGAGCCGGGGCAGGUGACAGGCGGGCGUCGCAGCUGAGGGAGUGAGGAGGCACCCGGGAAGCGGAGCUGGAAGCCUAGAAGAGGUCCAGUCAGAGCCCAAGAGUAGGAGCCACCCCUCAACCUCGCAGCCAUGGGGGAGAUGGAGCAGCUGCGGCAGGAGGCGGAGCAGCUCAAGAAGCAGAUUGCUGUAACCCCAGGACCCUCCUGCUAGGGGACCCCCGAAAACAUGGAACCGGGGCAUGAAGGACCGUGGCCUGCGGGGAGGGGGCUGGAUUCACCCUUGAGUAACACCUUAGAGACCCCUGACCUGGAAGUGGCCAGAGACUUUCUGAACUUAGACCUCAUAUUUGGGGUGCCCCCCAAACCCUAGAGUCCCAAGCCCACCUACCUCAGAUGACCAUUCACCCCCACACCCCACCUUUACCCUCCUCUGAUGCCUGCUUUCCCCCACAGGAUGCCAGAAAAGCCUGUGCUGACAUUACUCUGGCAGAGCUGGUGUCUGGCCUAGAGGUCGUAGGACGAGUGCAGAUGCGGACCCGGCGAACGUUAAGGGGACACCUGGCCAAGAUAUAUGCUAUGCACUGGGCCACCGACUCCAAGCUGCUGGUAAGUGCCUCGCAAGAUGGGAAGCUGAUCGUGUGGGACACCUACACCACCAAUAAGGUGCACGCCAUCCCGCUGCGCUCCUCCUGGGUCAUGACCUGUGCCUAUGCCCCAUCAGGGAACUUCGUGGCGUGUGGGGGGCUGGACAACAUGUGUUCCAUCUACAGCCUCAAAUCCCGGGAGGGCAACGUCAAGGUCAGCCGGGAGCUCUCUGCUCACACAGGUUAUCUCUCUUGCUGCCGCUUCCUGGAUGACAACAACAUUGUGACCAGCUCUGGGGACACCACGUGCGCUCUGUGGGACAUUGAGACGGGACAGCAGAAGACUGUGUUUGUGGGACACACGGGGGACUGCAUGAGCCUGGCUGUGUCUCCUGACUUCAAACUCUUCAUUUCGGGGGCCUGUGAUGCCAGCGCCAAGCUCUGGGAUGUGCGGGAGGGGACCUGCCGGCAGACUUUCACUGGCCAUGAGUCCGACAUCAACGCUAUCUGCUUCUUCCCCAAUGGAGAGGCCAUCUGCACAGGCUCGGAUGACGCCUCCUGCCGCCUGUUCGACCUGCGGGCGGACCAGGAGCUGACCACAUACUCCCACGAGAGCAUCGUCUGUGGCAUCACAUCCGUGGCCUUCUCCCUCAGUGGCCGCCUGCUCUUUGCGGGUUAUGACGACUUCAACUGCAACGUCUGGGACUCCAUGAAGUGUGAGCGCGUGGGCAUCCUCUCUGGCCACGACAACAGGGUCAGCUGCCUGGGGGUCACAGCUGAUGGGAUGGCUGUGGCCACUGGUUCCUGGGACAGCUUCCUCAAAAUCUGGAACUGAGGAGGCUGGAGGAGGGGGAGGUAAAAGGCCAUGAAGACACUCAGCUGGCCCUGCCCUGCCCAAUUUCUUUAAGAUUUUCUCUUCUAAGACCCCAGCUGCCAUUCCCGCCCAGCUUUCCCCUUUGAGGGCAGUGGGGAGGAUGGGGAGUGUGCCUUUGGGAGGCAGCAUCAGGGACAUGGGCAGGGAACUGCCCCAUCUCCUCCCAUGGCCUCCCCUCUCCAUGGUCCUGACAGCUUCUCCCUUAAUGAGCAAGGAUAAUGCACCCCUAACCCCCGCCCUUGGCAGGCCUACCAGGCUUACUGUCUGAGACCUUAAGCCCUAGGAUCCCUCUCCCAGAGCCACCACCUUUGUCUAGACCCAGGUGGAACAGGGUGCUCGGCCCCGUGACUAUGGCUCUGGCACCACUAGGGUCCUGGCCCCCUUCUUCAUGCUUUCUCCUUUGUCUACCUUCUUUUCUCUCCUAAAGCACUUGCAAUAAAGCGUAGCUGUGA